AUGAAAACAAGGGCAGUUUUGUCAGUUGCUAUGCCGUCACCGCAGGUGUCUGAUGAAGAAGGAGGCUCUGCAACUGCAAACUUGCCUUGUGCGGAGAACACCGAGAAAAUCCAGUCAAAAUCAUCAUCAUCAUCAUCAUAUCAUUCUCGCAGAGUGUUUAAUUACUACAAGGAUAUACUAAUAAAUAUCAUGAAGGGUAUCUGA
Molecule: messenger RNA, 204 nt
Organism: Prunus armeniaca (apricot)
Lineage: Eukaryota; Viridiplantae; Streptophyta; Magnoliopsida; Rosales; Rosaceae
Source: the annotation of a GenBank genome assembly